AUGGAUUCGAAAGGUGUUGCAGUCUCGGCUUUGAAGAAAGCAGCAAUUUUGGAUAUAAAUAAAGGGCACUUGGACAAAGCCGUUGUAAAACUCCAGAAACUUCUGCAAGUAUGCAAAGCUCGAAAGGAGGAUGCAGCCAGCAAAAGCACGAUCCCCCUCUGGUCCAUGUUGGGCGAAGCCUACAAGAAACAGAACAGUUUACAAUCCGCGGUCAGAGUUUUCAAACAUGUUCUUGAGAUUGAUCCUGAGUCUUUGUUGGGGCACAUCCAGGUAUGAUUAGAUCUGUUAUUCGUAAUGUCUUAGCUGAUGAAUGUAUAUCAAUUGAUGGGGAAAUACGAGGAGUCUUUGGUGGAGGGAAGAUUUAUCAAGUCCUUGAAGCUCCCAGUUCAUCUGCAAGAACAUUUCGAUUUGCAAUAUUCGUAUGUUGUCAGUUUGUUGGCAAAGUCGAAAGAAACCUUUGAAGAAAAGGUUGAGUUGAUAAAGGAGAUAUUCCCUUCUCUUAAUGCAUUACUGAAAAAGGGAAUGAAGUCUGUUUGUCUACUAAAAACUUUGGAAGGGGUUUGUUGGAUAAUCCAAGGGUAAGUAAUGCAGCUCGCUAUGAUGAUUUUAUAGUUUUCAUGGAGAAGCUUUUAUGAAGAGCACCCAGAUCUUAAAUUUGUCUGACUACGGUAUCUCAACUAAGAUUGAUUUGGCUAACAGGAGAUGUGAAUAUCUGAAGUUGAUUUUGGAAAAGAAUAACAAGUUUGCUGACUCUUGGUAUGAUCUGGCCCUAUGUUUACUCGGUCUUUUUGAUUAUACCGGUGAAAAACAACAUCUCGAAAGGUAUCAGCCGAUUUUUUUAAUUGUUUCAUUGUAUUGGUCCGUCUUACAACAGCAACACUUUUAGUUCUGCGAAUUGUAUCAAAGUAGCGAUCAAUUCAAAGUGUUCCAUGCAAAAGAAGUCACAGUAUUACUUAUCCUUGGGAGUAGUAUACUCCAAGUUAUUUAAAUUAAGGAAGGCCUCACACUGUUUUAUUAGAUCAAUCCAGUUGAAUAAAUUGAAUGACAAGGCCUGGUGUGCCCUUUCGUUGAUAUAUCUAAGGUCUGGACAAGUAAGUUUUCAUUGGUAUGGACAUUAUUGUUACAGUAUACCCCUGCAUUCCAAACAAUGCAACUUGCUCAACAAGUCAACCCGGAUUAUAUGAUCACUUGGUUUGCUCAUGUAAGUCUUUGUUGUCUUUACGGUAUCUGUUUCAGGCCCUUCAUGCCGAAUCCACGAAUCAUUAUGAAACAAUGGAUUUAUAUCGCCAUACUAUAUUUCUUUAUCCUCACGUGUGAGAUCAAUUUUAUUUAAGUCUCCUAAACUUUAGAAACUUGCCGUCCAAAAGUACUCAUAUUAUAUAUCGAAGGCGCUGGAAAGCAAGAAAAAAAUUGAUCAGCAUACGAUGAUUGAUUGUAAAAAAGUGCUGAGUUUGUGUGGUAAGUCGGAUUUUGAUUCAGUAUUAACAGUCUUAGAUUUCGCCAUUAUGAAUCCCCGGUCCUUAUUGGCGAUCGUCUUCCUCGCUGAGAGAUUCUGGUAUUUGGAACAAGCUUUUAGACGAAUAUCCUCCAUCCAAGAUUAUCCCAUGGCACAGAAACACAUUGGUCGAAUUACAGUGUAAGUUUAAUCUUUUUACAGGGUGCAGCAGUUUGAUUUGAAUUGGCUAUAACAUUUGGCCAAAAAAUAAAAAGGUUACAGCCAAUUCAAAUCCGGCCGAAAAAAGAAAAAAUUGCCGCACCCUGUAGAUCAUUUAUUCCUUUAGGAAGGCCACUAUGGGAGAAAGUAAUGAUGCUGCGGGCAGCAAACUAUCAAAUCUAGCAGCGCUGUACAAAACAAACAUCGAUGAUAUGUUGGGUAAGUUGAUGUGAAAUGGGUGGAAAGAAGACUUACUUCAGAAACGAUUAAAUUGAUCCCAAACGUCGGAAAGCUAGUCCAGGCCACCAAAGCAGGUGAUGUCGAAGAGUUUUCUGAAGUAUUCGUCCCCGAAUUUUAUCCUCUGGUUGUAUGUCUCUUCUUAUUAUAUGGAUUUGUAAGUGUCAUCCGUGCGUGUCAUCAUGACUCGAUAUUUAGGAAGUCACCGAUGGUCUGAAACAAGCUUUGAAAAGCAAAAGGCCACUUCAUUCGCUGGCAGACAUUUACCCAGAAGGUUUAAGAAGCAUAGAGGAACUUAAUUUCCAGAAGGAAGAGGGAAUCGUCGUCACCGAAGACAAUCUGACUACUGUAAGUAAUAUAAUUUAUUUAAUUUCACAGUUCAGAGGUUGUAUGCGUUGUUAAAAAGACGAGCGGAGAGUCUGUCUAGCGUGGAGUCAUGA
Messenger RNA from Bursaphelenchus xylophilus (pine wood nematode), 2331 nucleotides. The record is from the annotation of a GenBank genome assembly. NCBI's taxonomy places the organism in Eukaryota, Metazoa, Nematoda, Chromadorea, Rhabditida, Aphelenchoididae.